This is a messenger RNA of Cyclocybe aegerita, 1359 nucleotides long. Lineage: Eukaryota; Fungi; Basidiomycota; Agaricomycetes; Agaricales; Hemipholiotaceae. The record is from the annotation of a GenBank genome assembly.
AUGUCCGUCUUAGGCGCCCGUCCGUACCCUCCAAAGUCCAUUCUCAAACCAAUUCGCCGUUACGCCAGUGCCAAUCCUUCAAAAUCACUACCCAAUCGCCAAUCAUCCUCCUUAACCCGUCAAUCGAACAGUACGGACGAGAUUCAGCAACCAUCUAUCCACGACGAGCUACCGCAGGAGCUGAUCGAUACUAUCAUCGACUUCCUUCACUCAGACAAAGUUACGCUGCGGAAUCUGACAGUAGUCUCCAGAGCCUGGCUUCCCCGCGCCCGCCUUCACCUGUUGCCGAAGAACAUCUAUUUCUGCCUCCACGCCGCAAAUGUCGAGAGAGUUGUUGGCGUCCUCUCGUCUCCCAUACGCACAAUCGGCCCGUAUGUUCGUGGUUUGCAUCUUCAGAUCGACGAGCUUCGCCGUGCCAACCCCAAAGGCCCAGUUCUCGCCGAUCACGAUGCUAUCUUUCAGCACAAGUCCCAGCAAGUGCAUCUUCGCGACAGCCUCGGUAUCGUCGCGGUUGCAUGCAGAAGUCUCAAUUUCCUGAAGUUGACGACACAGUAUGAGUCACCGUACCCUGGUCCGGUCGACGCCGAUGUCUUUAUCAUUCAGAUCCGCUCCUUCAAGCUUCUAACGCACCUCGAGCUCGAUGCUUGCGUCUUCGGCGCAUUCGAGGAGUUUCUUUCAGUUAUAUGUGCCCCAAGGUCCCUUCGCGCCUUGUUGGUGCAGAACCGUAGAUGCUGGGGAUGGGAAAGCGCUCGAAAGACUCCUCAAGCCUUCCCUUCCCUCCGUCUGCCCCCACGACUGUCUCGUUUGGAGGUGGUCGCCGAAAGGCCGCAUCUCUUCUUUGAAUGGAUUCAAAAUACUCCUGUACUCCCAAAGAUCACGACACUCUCCCUUGGUGGCUCCGAAAACGCCGAUGAAUCCUUAAGAGACGCAAGUAGAGGACUCCUACAGGCGCUUGGCCCUGAAUUAAAAAUAGCCAGACUUUUUGGGUGGCAUUGGCUCGACGGAGCCGACGUCUCUCGAUGGAUGAACCUCCAAACGUUGACGAUCAGCCACUUCGACCUCAUCGUCGCUGGCGCUCGGAUGGAGAGGCUUUUCAAACAGCUUCCCGCUUCCUCAUUAAUCAAAAUUAACUUCUACUUCCUCCUGGAUGAUGGUGCAGACCUUGAUGCCGUUCCUUGGCACUGGAUUGCGCGGGCCUUGAAUCACCCAAAAUUCCGAAAUCUCAAAGUCCUGCGAUUCCAAGGGCGAACAAAGGGUCAUGAACUAGAAGUAAUCCUUCGCGAAAAAUUUGAGUGGCUGGACCGAAAAGGUGUCCUGUCUGUGAAGACGAAAGAUCGCCAUGUCGGCCCCUGGGCUUAG